AUGUCCACACAACAGCAACAACCCUCCCAACCCGAUCCUGGCCGCCCACACCUGAGACACGACCUCGACUCCUCCUCCCAUCAGCAAUUGCCCGUCAGACCGUCCUCUAAUUCUGCUCUUGCUUCUCCUCCUUCUUCUAUGCAAGACAAUCAUCAUCGACAUCAACGCCGAACGGCACUUGAAGAUUCAAAUUCCCUAAGGCAUCAACAUCAAGGCCCUAUGGAACACACUACCACAACACACAUACCACCACACCUACCUGGCAUAGAAUCAAUACCUUUAAGGAAAAGAGAAGGAGGAAACAACACUAUGGCGGGAAUGUUUGAUCAAGAGCAGCAACAGCAGCAGUUCACAAGAGACGGAAGGCCUCAACCUACACAUCACGGAGACAGUGGUUUCACAAGUGGCAACGCUUCGAUGUUUCCAAGUCCUCCACCUGAAGACCCGAGAGACGACGCCAUGCUCGGAUGGAAAAUGCAGUUUGGGUCCUCUGGAGGGAGUGCGGCCUCGGGAGCCGGUGACGGAGCCGACACGGCCUCAGAUUGGUUCAACGCUUUUAAUCGUGAUGUUGGAGGAAAUAAUUAUGCUACACUAGAUGACGAUCCUCCUUACUACCUCCCAAAUAAUGCCUACAAGAAGAGCGCCGUCGGCAGUAUUUCUCGAUACUCCCGUCUUAACAAAAUGUAUCCAAAUAGAAGUUCAAGAACUGGUAUGAAGCGUCUUCAUCCUGCCGGUUCGAUAGGACUCAUCGACAGUACAGAGGAAAGCAACAGCGAUAGCUUCCGAAGCGUCAUUGAUGACCUCACCAUCAAGAACCAAAAACUCAAGAAGCGUCUAAAGAAACUCGAAGGUCUCCAUGGCGGUGGUUUGGCCGAAGAGAAGUUGUUCGAGGUCCGAAUGCAUGGACUGCCAUUACACAAGAAGCAGGAGCUUGAACGUUUACUACAGGGAUUCGCUUCAACUCUUGACAGCGAUCAAUCACCCGUCUCAUCAUCAAAGAAAUCUCCGGAGACUUCUUUGAGCCCUAGCUUACCCUCAAUAAACCCUUCCACUUCAUCGCUCAACAUUGCCGACUCUGCAUAUGCUUCCAAUUCACGGUCUGGGACCACAUCGGUUGCACCAUCAUCCCAUGUCAAGACAAAGUCUCAUGUUGCUCGCUCUUCAUCGGCAAGCGACAAGAUGUCUGGUGGUAGUGUAAUGUCUUCCUCUCCACUAGCACCACCUACUUCGGAAAGGGCAAAGAUGAAGGAGGUUGUACGGAAGCUCGAACAACUAUUCACCGGCUUCAGGUCAAAGAACUCUGGAUCCACUCCCGAGAGCACCAAUUCUGAUCGUUCUGGUUCAAACGUUGGGAACGUCAUACCCGAGGAGGUUGUCUCGCAGUCAGAACCACACGCUAUCGGAUCGGACGCGGUUACGGACCAACGUCCCACCAGGCCCAAAGACCUCGAUCCCAAGCGUCUGACAAAGGCUGAAGACAACAUUGAAUAUCUUUCCAAUCUGACACACAGCGCAGUUGUAGGAAGCAGAGCCGAGGGAUUGGGAGAUGGAUGGUUCUACUUGAAUUUGAUAAUCAACAUGGCACAAUUGCACACCAUCAGCGUCACUGUUCCGUUCGUCAAGAAGGCUAUCAUGGCUACUAGUGAUAAGUUGGAAUUGUCUAUGGAUGGGAAGAUGGUACGGUGGAGAGGCGGUCUGGAAGCUACGAGGUUGAGUAGCGAGAGUUCAUCGGGGAGUGGGGUUGACAGUGCGAGUAUCACUAGUGAUGGAAGUCCUGAAGAUUGGGAUGGUAUGAGGAAAAGAUCACCAAAUGAUUCGGAUGGAAAUCCCAUGUCAAUUGAUCCAACAUCAAAAUCCGGAUCACGAGGAAGAGUGAGCUCAUCAAGCCGAAGGUUCCCAGCACUUUCCCCACAAAGCAUGAGCGACAAAUUUCACUACAAGCCCAUGUUUGCCCAAUCUCAAUCAUUUGACGACGACACUUCCAGCACUCUCAGCACCUCAAUGGGAUCUUAUCCACGUGGAAGUUCAGAUGAGGGGGGUAUGACAAGUGUGACAAAGAAGACAACUCCAUUGGACGGGCCAAUCAUCUACUACGAGGGCGGAAAAUUCUGCACGGACCUGACUACUCAAGUUGUAAGAGAUGGCAAAUAUCUCACGGGAUUUCCAUACGAGAGAUUCACAAACAACCCAAUUGGAGAGAAGCCGACACACGUGCCAUCAAGCCCAAACACCAAAAGGGAAAGCCCGCUAUUCUCAAAGGACACGCCACCGGCAAUGCCCUCGGACAAUGAUUCUAUGAAUAUCGAUUCUGACACUGAUGUGGGACUCCAAUUUUCACCGGAAUUUUCUUCGUGUAUCACCCAUACCCCCCCUCCGCCAAUGGAGUUGGAGGUCUCUGGAAUCGGUGGAGUGCUUCCGGAUGACAACUUUGCAAUUAACGUGCAAAAGAGGCAUUUUUUGCUCCCGCAAAAUGCCAACGGUGCACUGCCUUGUUCAAGGAAGAAGUUGUCCAAAUCGAGAAUUCUGAGGAAGAUCUCGCAUUCAAUCCCGAAAUCGUCGAUCGAUGUUUUCCAACAGAACGAGAACUUGGCCGAAUCGGGUGAGGAAUCAUCCGAUGAGGGAUCCGAGGACGAGAGCAACUCGAUUGUAGAUUCUGGAGACGAGCGCUCUGCCGAAUCAGAUGCCGAUGAUUCAGCAGACUCAGACUCGGAGUCUUCGGAACCAGCCGUUACCACAAACACCCGCCGAAAACUCCACCGUCAUAAGCUCAUGAACCCCGAGCUUGUGUCGGCACACAUCCUAAGGCUUGAACCUUCGCAACUUCCUCCUGCCAGCUACGGAUGUUGGGCACCUUCAGAUGAAACCUCUUCGGUUGAUACAGAUUCCGGUGCCGAGCCUCUCUCGAGCUCGGAAGGUUCUUACCUUCGCGCAAUGUUGGGGCAUGCAAGCAAUACCGACUGUUAUGGCAACUCAGGUGACGAUGAAGAUGAACUGAGCCAUGACAUCCUUGCCGCCAACGGAAUGAAAAUCUACCGACCUGCAGUACCCAGGACCGAAUCUGGCGAGGCUGGUUCAUCUGCCGCUACUGCUGGUGAUGCCAGUGGUUACUCAAGCCCUGCAGUGGUUCCCGUCAACGAGGCCAAUAUGAUCCAACCACCGACAAUGGGUAUCAUGGAUUUGGGUGGAGAUGACUGGGCUGACAGCCCGGAUAGUGGAACAAGUGGAGAUCAAUUCUCAUCCUCUGCUGGGGAUGAGGAGGAUGGUUUUGGGAUGUUGGGUGAUAGGCCAACACUGAAGAGGGGACGCUGUUCUGGGACCUCGCCAUCGGAAAGUGCUAUUGGGCUUGUCCGUAAGGCUAGGAAGAGCGAGAGGGGCAUCACGUUGGAUGAGGACGAUUACUGA
Morchella sextelata is the source of this 3402-nucleotide messenger RNA. RefSeq lists its product as uncharacterized. Gene Ontology annotation, biological process: circadian rhythm; regulation of DNA-templated transcription. The record is from RefSeq and is a predicted model, not a curated record. The transcript is spliced from 6 exons. The coding region runs from base 1 to 3402 and encodes 1133 amino acids. NCBI's taxonomy places the organism in Eukaryota, Fungi, Ascomycota, Pezizomycetes, Pezizales, Morchellaceae. Gene Ontology annotation, cellular component: cytoplasm; nucleus.